Molecule: messenger RNA, 4659 nt
Organism: Chanos chanos (milkfish)
Lineage: Eukaryota; Metazoa; Chordata; Actinopteri; Gonorynchiformes; Chanidae
Product: EPH receptor A5
Exons: 17
Coding region: 28-3006 (992 amino acids)
Biological process (GO): axon guidance; protein phosphorylation; ephrin receptor signaling pathway
Cellular component (GO): plasma membrane; dendrite
Molecular function (GO): protein binding; ATP binding; transmembrane-ephrin receptor activity
Source: RefSeq, a predicted model, not a curated record
UCUAAAAGAAUUUUGCUCUGUCUACGAAUGAGUAUGAUUUUGCAGCGGAGUUAUAUAAAAACCCUUUCCUUUAAAGUAUGGAUUUGCUUUUUCGUCCUGGCUGUGUCAAGGAUACGCUGCAUUCCAGAUAAUGAAGUGAAUUUACUGGAUUCCCGGUCUGUAAUGGGUGACUUAGGAUGGAUAGCCUAUCCAAAGAAUGGGUGGGAAGAAAUUGGUGAAGUGGAUGAAAACUAUGCCCCGAUCCACACAUAUCAAGUGUGUAAGGUGAUGGAGCACAAUCAGAACAACUGGUUGCACACUAACUGGAUACUAAAUGAGGGUGCUCAGAGAGUGUUUGUGGAGCUCAAAUUCACCUUGAGGGAUUGUAACAGCCUUCCCGGUGGCCUAGGCACCUGCAAGGAGACGUUCAAUGUGUACUACUAUGAGUCCAAUGAUGAGGAGGGCAGAAAUUUGCGUGAAAGCCAGUACACCAAGAUCGACACCAUCGCUGCAGACGAGAGCUUCACCGAGCUGGACCUGGGUGACCGGGUGAUGAAGCUGAACACAGAGGUGAGGGAUGUGGGACCCCUGACUAAAAAGGGCUUUUAUCUGGCCUUCCAAGACCUGGGUGCCUGCAUUGCCCUGGUGUCUGUACGUGUCUUCUACAAAAAGUGUCCCUUUGUGGUCAAGAACCUGGCCCUCUUCCCAGAUACAAUAACUGGGUCAGACUCCUCACAACUCCUAGAAGUGUCUGGGACGUGUGUCAACAACUCAGUGGCUGAAGACCUUCCCAGAAUGCACUGCAGCGCAGAGGGAGAGUGGCUGGUGCCCAUUGGGAGGUGCAUGUGCCAGGCAGGUUAUGAAGAAGUUAAUGGGUCCUGUCAAGUGUGCAAACCUGGAUUCUACAGAUCUGCCCUCCAAACUCAGAGCUGCAGUAAAUGCCCUCCUCACAGCUUCACCAAGGUGGAGGGCUCCACCUCCUGCCAGUGUGAGCAGGGUUACUAUAAACGAGACUCAGACCCUGCCAACAUGGCAUGCACAAGACCCCCAUCAGCUCCUCGGAAUGCAAUCUCAAAUGUGAAUGAGACCAGUGUGUUCCUGGAGUGGACAGCACCAGAAGAGACAGGCGGAAGGAAAGACCUGUGCUACACUAUCCAGUGCAAGAAGAUCAGUGGAGAUCAGGGCCAUUAUAAGCUGUGCGGGAGCCAUGUCCGUUUCUUACCCCAGCGCACUUGUCUGCGGAACACAUCUGUCAUGGUGGUGGAUUUACUGGCACACACCAACUACACCUUUGACGUGGAGGUUGUCAAUGGUGUUUCAGAGUUCACCGCACCCCUGCGCCAGUAUGUCUCUCUCAACGUUACCACCAACCAGGCAGCCCCAUCUCCCAUCAGCGUGGUCAAGAAAGGCAAGACGGGAAAGAACAGCAUCACCGUGUCCUGGCAGGAGCCUGACAGGCCCAAUGGGAUCAUUUUGGAGUACGAGAUCAAGUACUUUGAGAAGGAUCAGGAGACAAGCUACACCAUCAUCAAGUCAAAGGAGACAGAGGUUGUUGCAGACGGACUGAAGCCCUCCUCUGUCUACAUCUUCCAGAUCAGAGCACGCACGUCCGCAGGCUACGGCAGCUUCAGUCGACGCUUUGAGUUUGAAACGAGCCCCUAUUUAGUAGCUGCAUCCAGUGACCAGGGCCAGGUUCCCAUCAUCGCUGUGGCCAUCACUGUGGGUGUCAUCCUGCUGGCAGUAGUCACGGGCUUCCUUCUCAGUGGCAGACGCUGUGGCUACAGCAAGGCCAAGCAGGAUCCAGAGGAAGAGAAGAUGCACUUUCACAAUGGCCACAUCCAGUUCCCUGGAGUGCGCACAUAUAUUGAUCCUCACACCUAUGAAGAUCCAAACCAGGCUGUCCACGAGUUUGCCAAAGAGAUUGAUGUAUCAUGCAUUACAAUAGAGCGGGUGAUAGGCGCCGGUGAGUUUGGGGAGGUGUGCAGUGGGCCCCUCAGACUGCCCGGAAAGAGAGAGAUCCAAGUGGCCAUUAAAACUCUGAAGGCAGGCUACACAGAGAAGCAAAGGCGGGACUUCCUGGCUGAGGCCAGCAUCAUGGGCCAGUUUGAUCACCCUAACAUCAUCCACCUGGAGGGAGUGGUUACCAAAAGUAAGCCAGUGAUGAUUAUAACGGAAUACAUGGAGAAUGGAUCUCUCGACACAUUUUUAAAGAAGAAUGAUGGGCAGUUCACAGUGAUCCAGUUGGUGGGUAUGUUGAGGGGUAUUGCUUCAGGCAUGCGCUACCUCUCUGACAUGGGCUACGUGCACCGUGACCUGGCCGCACGCAACAUCCUGGUCAACAGCAACCUGGUGUGCAAGGUGUCAGAUUUUGGCUUGUCCAGAGUGUUGGAGGAUGACCCCGAGGCCGCAUACACCACACGAGGUGGGAAGAUUCCUAUCAGGUGGACAGCUCCCGAGGCCAUCGCUUUCCGUAAGUUCACGUCAGCCAGCGACGUCUGGAGCUACGGAAUUGUCAUGUGGGAGGUGAUGUCGUACGGAGAGAGGCCAUACUGGGAAAUGAGCAAUCAAGACGUGAUUAAAGCAGUAGAGGAGAACUAUAGGCUGCCAGGGCCAAUGGACUGUCCCACUGCUCUCUACCACCUAAUGAUGGACUGUUGGCAGAAGGACAGAAACAGUCGGCCCAAGUUUGAGGAGAUCGUCAGUCUUCUAGACAAACUUAUCCGUAAUCCCAGUAGCCUGAAAAGCCUCGUCAACACUUCUAACAGGGUGUCCAAUUUAUUAGUGGAGCCCAGCAGCACAGAGCUCAGUGUAUACAGCUCUGUAGGGGAAUGGUUGGAAGCCAUAAAAAUGGGUCGAUACACCGAGCUUUUCAUGGAAAGUGGAUACACUUCAGUAGACGUGGUCGCUCAGAUGACCUUGGAUGACUUGAGGAGGGUUGGUGUGAACCUGGCCGGGCACCAGAAAAAGAUCCUUAACAGUAUACAAGAGAUGCGAGUCCAGAUGAUGAAUGCUACGCUGGCCAUCUGAGGACAUGCUCAGACAUGUCUAAGACUGUAGCCUUGCACUUUCUACCACAGACAACUAGUAACUGAAGGGAAUUAUUUAAAAAAAAGAGGGGGAACAAAAACAUACUGAUACUGUAUAAACCAAGAGACAAGAAAUGCGGAGAUAAAGUUGUCGAGCGAACCGUUUUUUUUUUUUGUUGUUGUUGUUUUUUUGGAGCACAGCUCCUUGGCUGAGCGUUUUUUUAGAUUUCAGAGGGACUAACGGGAGCGUGUUGAGCGGACAUUUCCCAAACGGUGGCACAUUCCCGGGAAUGAUUCUGACAUGGAGGUCAGCCGUCUCUGGGCCGAAUGUAUAGCACUUUUUCCAGAGCUGUUUCAAGGGUAACAUUACCUCCAGAAAGCCACUAGAUGUAACAGUCAGGAUAAAGCUGUGCUUUCACUGAAAAUCCCUCAGAAAGGAGUCGAUGCAGUAAAGAUUUGUUUGAAAUUAUUUGUUGAAGUAAUGAACUGCUCUGUAUUACAUAGCAAUAGUAGAUAGCUCAAUGUCUUUUCCUUUCAUUUCUUUUACCUGAUUCCAACAAGAUGAAGUAAUGGACAUGUAAAAUAAUUCUUCUAUUGCACAAAAUAUGUGUCUUAAUACAGGGGUGGUUAAAUAUAUACGGAGCGUGAUGCACUUCAGCAAAAUUAUUACAGUACUGUUUAUUUAUUCCUGCACAUAGUUAAUAACUCUAUUUGUAAAUACUGUACAGUUAGCAAACAUAUCCAUUCAUAUUCCGUUUAGGCAACGUAAGACUAGAGAUCGGAGGGAGUAUCUAACAGUGAAUGCUCAAUAUGUUCAGGUUUGUUAAUGCUCAUAAUAUUUCUCAGUGCUUCAUGAGGAAGUGUACAACUGCUGCCGCACUUGAUGGGUGAAACAUGUUCGUGAUUCUUCCAUGUUGAUACUUUAAAUUAUUGACUAUUUAUUUCUGCUCCUUUUUCACCUGGCGGAUCAUGUCAGGACUCUUUGUUGUUUUAUUUAUAUUUUGUUUAGUUGAUGAAAUGAGCACAAAUCUUGGGAAUCAUACAGUUCUGAGAUAAAAUGACUGCUUUUGAAAUGGGAAUGAAUAUUUCAAACAGAUAAAUUGUCUGUAUCUGCUGAGCUGAAUAAUUAUGACAACAAAAAUUAGCUUCAUAAUAUAUGGCAAUAGUCUUACACUGGGGACACAUAGAUUUAAUUAUUUCCACAUAGAUGAUUUUUCGUGAAGUUCAUAUCCAUAUUUUGUUUUCCAGUUUACCUUGAAAUGUAUUGGUAAUAUCAAUAUCGGAUCAUAAAUCUCUUCUGUUCUUAUGUGAACGACUUUGCAGGGCUGUUUGGAGCUGUUCAGUGAAUGCACCAUACCAUCAUUUCAAACCUCAUCUCAUUUUUGCUCUCAUAAGUACAUUCAAACCCGUGUUUUCUCCAAUAACAUAUCUUUUACCUUUUGAAGCUUGGUUGUGGUGAUUAAAAUGGGUUGACAUCUUAAUAAUUAAUUGAUAUUCAAUGAAAAAAUUAUAUAUGCUCAUUCAACUGAAAGAACAACAACAAGAACAACAAAACUGUUUGAUUUUAUGCUAUAAACUGAGUCAUUAAGUAUGAAGUGCCUCCUUUUGUUAAUUCAGAGUUUAGGUUACUCAAUAAAUCUUUUACUUCUGAGAA